Molecule: messenger RNA, 786 nt
Organism: Macroventuria anomochaeta
Lineage: Eukaryota; Fungi; Ascomycota; Dothideomycetes; Pleosporales; Didymellaceae
Exons: 1
Coding region: 1-786 (261 amino acids)
Source: RefSeq, a predicted model, not a curated record
AUGGGCUAUUCACCCAACCCGGCACACGAAAUCGGCGGUGGCAUGAGCAAAUUCGUCUCAGGCGCUUCGGACAUCGACAUCCCCAACACGCUCAUGCUCGCCUUUCUGAUUCUGUUCAUCGCUUACAACGCCGCCGUCUGCUUUGAUCUGGAUCUAGAAGCCACCGUCAACUUCGGCGUGACGAUCUACAACUCUUCUGUCAACUGGGUCAAGUCUACUCGCCAAGACAUCCUCAAAGCGCAGAAAUUUGAUGUCCUGCCUCAGCGUAUAGUCCGUAUGCUUUUCAAACCCGUCACGCGCUCUGCUCAGACCGUCACUGUCGACGCCGUCACUGUUCCCGGCGUCGGCACGAUCGCCCUGAUCCGUGGGCUUCCUUCAGACCUCCCUACGACUGAUAAGUGUCGUUUCCUCGAGACCGCGCUCUACAUUCAAUAUCAACCACAGCUCCAGGCCCACCGGACCUCGAACCACACCAGUUCUGCCACCACCCAAGAUGCUCAAACCGACACCUGCGAUCCUGAUCUGUGGAACGGCACUUUUGUCCGCAACGCCGCAUCCAAUGCUUCCACACCAAGCACUUCUGGGAUCAACACUCCUACUUCCGACACUUUUGCUUCCAACGCCGCGACCACCUCAUCAUCUCCACGCCCCAUCUUUCGGUCAGUGACGCGUGAUGAGCAUCUAGCCACGCUUGCGCACGAUCCAGGCGCGGUUGAGCAGGAUCAGACCACCCAUAACGAGGCUGGUGAGGGCGAUGGCAACGAUGGUGUGGGCGCGGAUGAUUGA